Lytechinus variegatus (green sea urchin) is the source of this 2652-nucleotide messenger RNA. RefSeq lists its product as uncharacterized. The transcript has a single exon. NCBI's taxonomy places the organism in Eukaryota, Metazoa, Echinodermata, Echinoidea, Temnopleuroida, Toxopneustidae. The record is from RefSeq and is a predicted model, not a curated record. Bases 1 to 2652 code for a protein of 883 amino acids.
AUGAGUGUUGAGCUCGAAAAACUUAGGGACAUCCUAAAUACAAAGGGAGGGGUAAACGUUCAAGUUGACGCUAAGAAAACAGAUGAGAGGAGUAGAUUUUCUUACAAAUAUAGGGCUGACAUUUUAACUACAGAGGAAUAUAUCUCUGUCACAUAUGAAGGAGCGAAUCAGAUUGCUAGAACUUUACCUAAACUUGUAAAGGAGAAUACUAAUGGUGGUAAAGGUGUUCCUCUGAAAUACUAUCUCAUGUCUCUGGAAAAUGCCAGAAGAAAGUUAAGAGUCGAUGCAUCCGAAGACAUAUCAUACAAGAAAAUUGAUAAAUGUACCGGACAGAAGGUUUUGCAGUUUUUGGAAGAGCUGAAUGAGAGCAGUCGGAAGGUGUAUGACAUAUACCACGAAAUGAAUCAUAACGGUGCAUUCAUUUCCGAUAAAGCCCUUUCAAGAACUGAAGAGGUCUGGGUCGAGGUCUCUGCACGAGUAUCCAGUUUCAAAACCGAUCUCCUGGAAAUAGUUCAAAAGGUCAGAGCAGGGGAAGAUAACAUUAGUGUCCUGGAAGAGUUUGUGAGUACGAUGAACUCUGAAGAUGUGUCUGCUUCAAAAUACGCGGAGGAAUUAGAACCAUACCUGCUGAGAAUCAGAUGUAUAAGGUCAAUGAUAAGCAAGGGAGUUAAGCACAUCGGUAAGAACGAUGAGCUUGUGAAAGAUGCAAAGGAAAAUACCUUUGUCUUCUAUAUCCCAAGUGGUAGCGAUGAAGAAGCUGUGGAGAAAAAUCGUGAUCUUCUCAUGCGACUUUUGUCUACAUUCUCAGAAGACGACAUGAGUGAAUUCAUUGCGGUAGACCAAGAGAUUGUAUCUACCCAUAUAUGGCCGGAUAAAGUGAAAAGGCCAACCAUCGAGAAAUACGUAGACGGCAUACGUACAUCUGAGGACCUCUACGAGGAAGAGGGUAAAAACCUUGAGGAGUGCUUGAUCCAAGCCCAUCACUUCCUACAAAUGUCCGCCCCAAGGAAACCGGCAUUAGUGAAGCUUAAAUGCCCGAACGCCAUUGUUGGGAAUGGAUGUUGUGCUGGUGACCCGUUAAAAUGGAGAUGUUCCAUAUGCGGGCAUUUAGUCCAUUAUAGUGCAACGAUAAAGAUGUUUUACUGUACAUGUGGAGCAUGGAAUCCCAGGGAUUCAAGAUUUCGCUGCAAUGAUCCACGUCAUGGCUUGAAAUUUAUGAAGUACCCAAAGGACCUCCUGUGGGACGAUCUUUCCAAGCUAAAUCCAAUGAAGGAAGUGAAUAUACUGAUUCUUGGUGAGACAGGUGUUGGUAAAUCCACCUUGAUCAAUGGAAUUCUGAACUACCUGACCUUUCCUAACUUGGCGGAGGCCAUGAAUUCCCAGGAUUUCCCAGUUCUGAUCCCUUUUUCUUUUACCUUGACUCAAGAUGGUGAGCAAAGAGAGAUCAAGGUUGGAGUCGAGGAUUCCAACGAGGUACAGGAAGUAGGGAAAUCAGCAACCAAAGAGCCGCGAUCGUACGUCUUUACUGUUGGUGACAGACGAGUGCGAUUGAUUGACACACCAGGAAUAGGUGAUUGCAGUGGUAUCAAACAGGAUGAAAGAAACAUGCACAACAUAUUAUCUCACCUUACGUUCUACACUGAGAUUAAUGCAAUAUGCAUACUUCUCAAGCCGAACAAUUCUCGCCUUACUGCAAUGUUCCUAUUCUACAUCCAGGAGCUGCUCGUACAGUUGCACAAUUCUGCUAAAAACAACAUUGUGUUCUGCUUCACAAAUGCUCGACAGACUUUCUACCAGCCUGGCGAUACCCUACCAGCCCUUAACAAGGAGCUAGAAAAGAGAAAUGUUGGGAUCAAAGCAACGAAGGAUAAGUACUUCUGCUUUGAUAACGAACCUUUUCGGUUUCUGGCAUGCAUAAAGAACGGUGUCACGUUCGACGAUGGAGAUAUUGCCACCUACUCGUCCAGUUGGGACAAAUCUGUCAAGGAAACGGGACGUCUUCUGAAGUACAUUGAAUGUCACUUGAAGCCGCACAGAGUUAAGGAGACACUUGGCAAGAAUGAGGCUAGAAGGAUCAUCAUAGCCAUGAGCAAACCCUUAGCAGAGGUGGGCAACGCAAUCAAUCACAAUCUAUAUGCAGCAAGAGAAAUAAAUGCUAAAUUUGGUCAUGCAAUUCCUGAAAUCAACACCAUUCUCGACUUUAAAGCAAAGAAGGAAGCAUCCAUUACUGAAAUCAACAAGAAAGUUGAAGAAUUAAAAGCUGAGCAAAAAAUCAUCUUGGCAACUGGAGCAAAGUUUGGAUCGAUCCUGAAGGCAAAUGCUCUCAAUACAUACAACGACGCUGUGGAGGAAUACCUGGAGAUGUGUAUUAAGCAAGAAAAGGCAAAACCAGCCACCCUUCGAAAGGAAGAUUUGCUAGAGAACAUGACUAAAAUGAAAGCAGAAUACAAGAAGCAGAGAGAAAUCGCUGGUGGAGCGAACGAAAAUAUAACGACAGCAGAAGAGGUAAAAGAUCUUCAAGAAGGGCUCUUUAAACUGAAACAUUUUGGUGGCACCCUGAGGAAAUUGUUUGAAGAGAUUUUUCAUGUUCAGCAAGGGGCGUACCAUACGAAGUGGUACACGGCCAACCUCCCAAACGAACAUUUCGAAUGA